AUGAUUCAAGGCGCCAUCGGCGCGCUCGGCGCCGCCGGGGCCGCGCACGCGAUCGCGCGAGGCGUCGCCCCCGGUUCGCGGAGCCGCGGGGCGAACAUUUUCUUCUCCAUCAUUCCUGUUCCCGAGCAGCUGUACGCGCGGUACAAAGACCUCGAGCUCAUCGCGUCGAGGCGAGUCAUCAUUUACGCGAGCUGGAUCUUGUACGGCGCCGUCCUGAUAUCGUUCGCGGGGUUGACGUACAUGUAUUUCGUCCAAGAGCUCAAUUACGUCAAGAUCAGUCCCGGCGAAGCGACCAUGGCGGGGUACGAGUGCGUGCCGCUCACCGGGGAUGAAUUCUACGGCAACACGUUCACCAAGGCCGAGUGCGAGAAGAACUGGCGAGAACCUUCCACGGAGUCGGUCGAUUUCUCCUCGCGCAACAUCGCGCAGGACUUCAGCAAGGACCCUCAGUUGGGAUGGACCACCGCCGACGGCGUCGGAAAAGUCGUGUACAACCCGUUCGCGACGCAAAAAACCGAAGGACUCGCCGGGGAUGAAGAAGGCAAUUACAUCCCGUUCACUGGUGAAGGAGGAGGAGGAGAUGGACAUUCAAGCAGUCGCCGCCUCCUCGCAGGCGGUGGACCGGGGUCGGGCGGAGGUAGUGGGAACGAUUGUGGCAGAUCAUUUUGUUCAAAUUUCAAUGUCGGGUGGCACGGCGACGACAACGUCAACUCGGUCGCGCGCAUGUCGAACGGCAUGUACAUACGAUGGGACAGUCGUACUUCGAAGAACUUCAUCGGAAUAUGCGCGCCCCCGCAGGAUAGCUCAACCAAUCAAAUCAAACUCGGCAGCAGUGAUACUCAGGUGACGGCCGAUUGCACGACCUCUACGGCCACCGCGGAUUGGAUACAGAUGUUCAAAGACCUCAUGACCACGUACGACGCGAUCAAGUGCCAUUACACGAUUAGAAAUCCCCCGUACGUGUGCUCGAAGAGCGAAGGCAACGAUUGGCCGAUGAUCCUGGCGCUCGCGAAUAACACGGCCGCGCUCCUGUACACCUUCCUCGCGAUCGCGCUCAUCAAGGCCGUGAAAGGGACGCCCACGGAACGCGGCGAGCUCAAACACUGGGUGAAAAAACUGCCGCUGCCGCCGGAGAUGUACAACGAGCGUUAUGACCUGACGUUCGUGACGAGCGAUAGGACCGCGGGGAUCAUCUCCUUGUUCCUGUACGUCGUUUCCGGCGUCUCGUUCGUGUAUUUCUUCUUUUUUUUCUCCGACCCGGGUAAUUACGAAAUUGGGGUGCUUCUUUCCGGCGUGCACGAGUUAGACGGAUACGAUUGCCGUCCCACGCAACCGCACCAAGGAUUUUAUACUAACCACACGUAUGCGGAAUGUCUUACGAAGAUACGAGACGUGAGCUUGGACACGGUUUCAUUCGCAACCAUAGAAGCCAGAGACGAAACGAACUUAGGGACACGGGUCUACAAUUCUCAGUGGCUGCCUUUCAAGGAGCAAGAUCCAGGUAAAGAUUAUAUGCUGGAUGAUUUCAGCGGACCGCCGCCGUUAAUCCCGGGGUCGAUUUUCGAGGACAUGACGAAGCCGAGUGAGUUUGCGACGUAUAACCUUGGGAGCACCGGUAUCCGCGCGUGGGAGGCGGCUGGGGAGAUCCAGACGUGGCGCUCGACGGAUAAAGGUCUUAACGCGACCGCGUUCGUCACGCGCACUAGCAGCUCGUGGGACGCGUCCACGAAAGCGCAAGCGGUAGAGAUUUGGGCGAAGAUGAAAGAGCACGCCGGAGACAAAAUUUGCGACUACACGAAGUCACAGCCGCCGUAUGUGUGCGACGAAAAAUUCGAAAAAUUCAGCUCAGAUAAGAUUCUCAACGCGGCGGCGCUCGCGUUCGGGAUGGCGCAACUCGUGUACGCGGUGCUCAGCAACAUCAUCGUGAUACUGUGCGCGGAACGAAACCGAAUGAGCCAGCGACCGAUCCGUUCGUUGAAGCCGGAUCGCACCUGGUUGUCUCGGAUCCCCGUCAUCGAGAAAUUUUACGAGCUCAACGCGUUGGACUUGAUCUCGACUCCCAAGGUCGUUUUCAUUACGUUCUUGACGAUGUGUAUCCUAGGCGCGGCAACGUUCGCGUGGACGUAUUUGUUAUACUCCGCGAAGCGAACGACGGAAGUCGUGGCGCUCGACGGGUACAAACUCGACGGGUACGUAUGCCAGCCGACGAUAACAUCAGAGUCCGGAUAUGGACCGCAGACCGCGGGACUGCCGCCUUGGUCGAUCCCAGAGUGCAAAGCGAAGCUGCAGAAGCCGGACAGGAUUAACACAGGUUUACUCGAUCUCAAGAAAUUCACCGGGACGACGUACGAUACCUGGACGAAAGGGUUUGGAGGAUGGACAUGGGGGCCGGGCGGAACGACUGCGGGUAACAAGAUCAAAAUGCAGGUCACCACGAAUAAAUACUCCACCCCAUACGAUCACAUCGUGAAGCUCCGACCGUGGGGGCGCGAGUACCAGAGCAUCGACUGGUAUCCCGGUUGCACGUCAGAUUGCGAGCCUCAGUGCACAUUUGCUUACGACAUCUCCGGCACCGGUAUCGUCGGCAUAAGCGGGAACAUUCAGGACGAUUGGCCCCAGAAACACUUCAACUGCAAACACAACAUGACCGCCGGCGACGGCUCCUCCAAUUUCGACGCGUGGUUCACGAGUUACUUGAACGCGAAAGCGUCGUCGUUUAACACCGGGACGUGUGCCCAGGACUCAGGGACGGCGAACAAUCGGGCCAUCACAUCUAACGUGUGCAUGAAUCUCAAAGCGGACCCCAUCGACGGCGUGCACGUGCACUACGAAAACCAAGACUCGAAAAACGAAGACGCGGUGAUCGCGUUGUUCACGCAGAUUUACGACGAGCUCGGCGAAGACAACUUGUGCGCGUGGGUGAAAGCGAUGACCCCGCAGGCGUGCUCGCGGGAAGUCGCGAUGCCCCUCCUCGAGGUUCUCGGCAUGGCGUUCGGGAACGCGGAGCUCGUCGUCAUGGUCUUCAUCACGCUCGCGCCGUUAUUCAUCAUGCAGUGCUGCGGCGUGAAGAGCACGUACCGGGACAAAGAAGGCGCAGAGCACGCCCCGGCGCCCGUCGGGAACAAGGUCGCGCCGGCGCAGACGCAGCGACCGAGGCUGAUCUCCGCGCCGGCGUACGCGUCUGCGCCGCCGCAGACGAUGUUCACGCCGGACGAGAACGAGGAUCGACAGUUCGAGGACCUCGCGCCAGAACACCAACGCUUCGCGGGUGCGUUGAUGGACGUGCGACGCGUGCGGUCGCGGAAGGAAUCCUCGUACUAGCGAUCGCGAAGGCCUUUCCACGCCCGAUCAUGUAUACGAAGGUAAGUUGUUACCGAAGGUAUCUGAUAGCAUAGUACGAAAGUACUUUCGUACGAAAGUACGAAAGUACUAUGAAGGUACAGUAGCCCUACACUACUGUACGAGUACGAGUACGUUUGUGUACUUCUCGCGAAAAGGGAGGCGAGAGGGCGAAUGAUUUGGUUUCUGUUAAUCUGUAUUAACUCUACCACUC
Messenger RNA from Micromonas pusilla CCMP1545, 3553 nucleotides. RefSeq lists its product as uncharacterized. Bases 1 to 3321 code for a protein of 1106 amino acids. The record is from RefSeq and is a predicted model, not a curated record. NCBI's taxonomy places the organism in Eukaryota, Viridiplantae, Chlorophyta, Mamiellophyceae, Mamiellales, Mamiellaceae. The transcript is spliced from 2 exons.